Messenger RNA from Asparagus officinalis (garden asparagus), 2779 nucleotides. RefSeq names its product protein SDA1 homolog. Lineage: Eukaryota; Viridiplantae; Streptophyta; Magnoliopsida; Asparagales; Asparagaceae. The coding region runs from base 50 to 2512 and encodes 820 amino acids. Gene Ontology annotation, biological process: ribosomal large subunit biogenesis; ribosomal large subunit export from nucleus. Gene Ontology annotation, cellular component: nucleolus. The transcript has 15 exons. The record is from RefSeq and is a predicted model, not a curated record.
UUCGUGGGGUUUUAACCAUCCCAUCCCUCUCUGCACCAAAACCCUAGCCAUGCCGGCGAUCUUCUCGCCGGAGUCUCUCUCGGCCGCCGGCAAAUCCUCCGAAAAGCUCAGCCUCCCUUCUCUCCAAUCAAAGAUGAAAUCGGACCCAAGCGGAUACUUAUCGGAGCUCCAACUGAUCAUUCGCCGCUUCGAGUCGUCGCUCGACCUCUUUCACCGGAGCUCCGCCCUCAAUCCCUCGUCGGAUCCCGCACUCGCCAAGGAGCUCGCGGAUCUGGCGAUGUUUCUCGCGCACGUGUCGCCGUUUUACGCGGAGGAGUUGAGGGAGUUCCCGAACCAGGUCGCGGAGUUGCUGAGGGAGGAUGGGAGGGCGUUGCCCUCUUCGUUGAGGUGUCACUUGGCUCAGGCUUUGAUUCUUCUUAUUAAUAGAAAGGUUGUUGGUAUUGAAGAAACUCUUGAAUUGUUUAUGGAGCUUCAAGUAGUGGGUGAUCGGACAUUAAGAAAAUUGGCAUUUUCGCAUGUUGUGCACACAAUACGACGCAUGAAUCAAAAGCAUAAAAAUGAAGUUCAUAACCGCAGAUUGCAAACCAUAUUAAGAACCAUGCUCGAGGGGCAGGACGAGGCAAGGGCCAAGAGGGCACUUGUUAUUCUUUGUGAUCUUCAUCGAAGGAGGGUGUGGUUUGAUGAGCAGACAGCCAAUGCCAUUUGUACUGCAUGUCUUCACCCAUCUUCAAAGAUUUUAACUUCUGCUCUCUCCUUCAUCCUGGGUUACGAACGGGUUGAAGAUGAGAAUGAUAGUGAAGAAUCUAGUGGUGAGGAUGACACAACUAGUCAAAAGUCGCAAAUUGUUCUUAGCAGAGAGGCCGUUUACAAGGCACAUCACAAAGGUACUGCUGCUAGUAAGAAAAAAAAGAAAGCAAAACUGCAACGUGUUAUGCGCAGCAUGAAAAGGCAACAACGUCUAUCGUCAGAAAAGAGUAGUUCAAAUUCUUACUCUCCUUUAACACAUCUAAAAAAUGCACAGGGUUUCGCAGAGGAGCUGUUUUCCCGUCUUCGGAAAUGUAAUGAACGAUUUGAGGUUAGGAUGAUGAUAAUGAAAGUAAUUGCCAGAACUAUUGGGAUGCACCGCUUGGUUUUGUUAAACUUUUAUCCCUUUCUUCAAAGAUAUGUUCAGCCUCAUCAACGUGAUGUUACAGAGUUGCUAGCUGCAGCAGUCCAGGCCUGUCAUGAUAUGGUUCCACCUGAUGCUGUUGAGCCACUAUUCAAGCAAAUAGUAAAUCAAUUUGUGCAUGACCGCUCUCGCACUGAGGCCAUUGCUGUUGGACUGAAUGCCAUAAGGGAGCUAUGCCUGAGGAUACCUUUGUUGAUGGAUGAAGAUCUUCUCCAAGACCUUGUUCUGUACAAGAAAUCACACGAGAAAGCAGUCUCUACAGCAGCUCGGUCAUUAAUCACUUUAUUCAGAGAGAUAUGCCCUUCACUAUUGAUCAAGAAAGACCGUGGCCGCCCCAUUGAUCCCAAAGCCAGGCGUAAAGCAUUUGGAGAAGUUAGUGUAGCUGGUAAUGUCCCUGGCAUAGAGUUGCUUCAGGAUGAUGACUCCAUGAACAGUAGCUCGGAUGGUGAGGUGAACCCUUCUGCAGAAGAAAAUGGAGAGGUCGAAGAGAGUGAUUCUGUUGGAACCGAUGAUGAGAAUGUAGUUUUGGAGGAAGAAGAUGAAGAUGCAGUGUCCAAGGAAGAAGAUGAGGAGGAUUCUGCAGAGGAAGAUGAUGCAGGGGAAGUUCAUGGCAGUGAUACUGAUAGUGAUGAUAAUGACAUUGAAGGUUAUGAUGAAGGCAUCAAUGAUCAAGAUGGUGAUGCUGAUCUAGAUGAUGAUGACGCAGAUGUCAGGGAUGAUGGUGAUGAUGGUGGUCAGUCUGAUGAUUGUGAUGACACAGAUCGAGAAAAAGAGGAGAAGUCGAAUCCUCAGAAGAGGAAGUCUGUUGACUAUGUUGGACAUUUGAAUGCUGCAGACACUAGUCUUCGAGCUUUGAAGAAAAUAGCAGUAGCCAGGACGGAAGUCGGGCCAUCAGAUACAACUGAUGGAAUUCUGUCUAAUGAAGAUUUCCAGCGUAUAAAAGAAUUGAUGGCAAAGAAAGAAGCUAAGCUGGCCUUGGCUCAACAAGGUCUUGUAAAGAAGGGAGUCGAUGCUAGGUCAGCACCUUUUAAAGUUCCCUCUUCUGAGCAGCUAAGUACGAAGCGUGUAGAUCCUGCUGUGCUUGAGGUGAACAUCAGAAGAAAGUUCAGCAAAGAGGAGAGAUUGGCUUUAGUGAGAGCAGGGAGAGAAGACAGGGGGAAAUACCAGGCCAGAGCUGCUGUGAAGCAGAAAAAGACCGGUGGUCUUAGCAAUCGCCAAAAAGAGCACAAGAAGGCGAUGCCUCUUGCUGCAAAAAGAAGAAAAAUUGCUCGUUCUCGCCAAGAGAAGAAGAAACAAGAUAGAAGGUCAGGAAAGCAGUUCAGGGGCAAGAAAGCUUGGAAAUAAGCUUGGCUCCUUUCUCGCCUUCACCAGUUUUUUCCUCUAUACAUAUUAUAGUUUUGAGCUUAUAUUCUUUCCCCGUUUUGUUUUUGCAACGUGUGUCGUGUUUCGGAUGAUAUUUCUGAUUUUCAGUCUAGAGUUUAGUUGUUACUUUACCUCUUUUUUUUUCUUUUUUCGGAGAUUUAUGUGGAUUUUGUUGGCCUUGAGAAGUGUGUCGAGAAUAUGGUGAGGUGCGUAAUAAUUGUUAGGGGGUUUUUGUUUGUAGGCCUAAAA